Messenger RNA from Solanum lycopersicum (tomato), 738 nucleotides. RefSeq names its product cytochrome b561 and DOMON domain-containing protein At5g47530-like. The record is from RefSeq and is a predicted model, not a curated record. NCBI's taxonomy places the organism in Eukaryota, Viridiplantae, Streptophyta, Magnoliopsida, Solanales, Solanaceae.
AGGAAUAUAUUUGUUCCCAUGGCGUCAAGCUCAACAUCAAAACUGCUGUUCUUCAUUCUUGCUUCGAUUUUUCUUGUUAAUUCAGCUCAAAACUGCUCAAACUACACUUUCCCAGCUAAUAGAACUUUCACCACUUGCAAAGUGCUCCCUGUUUUAGAAGCAAACCUGCACUGGACCUACAAUUCAUCAAGCACAAAAGUUUCAAUGGCAUACAGAGCUAAACAAGAUUCUAAGGGGUGGGUAGCAUGGGCUAUCAACCCUACGAGACAAGGCAUGGUUGGAUCGCAAGCAUUAGUUGCUUUCCAUAACUCAACUGACAGCAUGAUAGCUUACACAACACAAAUAACAAGUUAUAGUCCAUCAAUGCAGAGAGCUAAUCUCAGCUUUCAAGUUUCAAAUAUAUCUGCAGAAUACUUGAACAACGAGAUGAUUAUCUUUGCGAUUAUAGGACCACUGGGCAAUGAAACCACAGUAAAUCAUGUCUGGCAAGGUGGACUCUCAGUCUCAAACGACAUCCCUCAGAUACAUCCAUUUUUAUCCCAACACCUUCAAUCAUUUGGACAAAUAGAUUUUCAGACAGUUUGAAUACUCCCUGAGAAGAAUAGUUAUCUUGUUUUUUUCAACUUAUCAAAUAAAUAAGAAGUCAUCCUGGGCUUUCAUCCAAUAUUCCAAAUCAGAAUGUCUAGAAUAUUAUGUAAAAUAAGUAAUAAAAAGUUCCAACUCUUCUUGUGCUUUCUU